GACGGUCUCGUGACUUUCCCGGAAGAGGAGAUUUCAACAACAACAUUCAGUGGAUAAAGGCUUCUAUAAGCUGCCUGUUCCUCCUAUUUUAGUUGGUAUCUUUCCUCCCAUCGACCCAGUAAUGGACGGACCUACUAGAACAGCCUCAGACGCCUCAGCCGGACCUCCGCCGUAUUUCAGAGGAAAUGAAAGCUCCCUGGUUUCAGCCCUCAAGACGCUGCUGUUCUUCACCAUCCUCAUGGUCACGCUGCCCAUUGGACUGUAUUUUGCAUCAAAGGCGUACAUCUUUGAGGGUUCGAUGAAGAUGUCAAGCUCCGACAGCUACUUCUAUGCAGCCAUAGUUGCAGUGCUCACUGUGCAUGUAGUGUUAGCUUUGUUUGUUUAUGUGGCCUGGAAUGAAGGCGCGCCUAAAGGCAAGGGCAAACAUGAUUAAGGCGUGUCCUUAUCAGCUCAUACGACUGACAGAGAUGGACUGACGCAGGCAGCUCCUCCACCACCACCACGGGCUUCAACAUUUAACACGGCAUCAUCUACAAACCCUGUCUGGUUUGCGCUCCGCCUUUAACCCAGGGUUAAAGCAUGAAACGACUGUGUUUUCCCUGGCAUGAGGGAGAGGAGGCUGUUGGGUGUGUUUUCUUACCAGCAUCAGCAGGCCUGCUUUUUGACUCUUGUUCUCUGAAAAUGUUACUUUUGUUGACAGAGGACAGCCCCUAUUUUUGAGAGGCUUUGUCUUAAGCUGCCACUCGGCGAAGCGCUGCAAGUCCCAUCAAAGUAGCAUUCUGUCAUGUUGUAAAGCAUCUUUGGUUAUGACUGAUGCGUGUGUCCACACACAGUUUGUAUAAUGUACACUGUGCAUGUCUGAAGGAUUUUGAUUCUAAAAUACCUAAUAUCCACUCUACUGAUCAUUCUUCCUCAUAUUUCUGUCGUUAUCUGCCUAAAUUUAAAGAUGAGUCUUCACGUCAGUAUAAACUCCCACGCUAUAUUUUGGAACAAGAUCUUCAUGUCUUGUCCUCCGAGUUGUCUCAUUUAAGUGUUCCUCCUUUGAGAUUUAAUGUGUUUGUGUGAUGUAGUUCGGUGACAUUGUGGAAUUUUGAGUUAGGAAAUUAUUGCAACAUCCAACUGUAUUUAAAUAAAUGUUUUGUAGUGAAGAUGUUUGGUGAUAUGAGAAUGUAGAUGUCAGUAUGAUGCAGGUUUGAGUGGUGAAUUGCUUAAAUAAACUUGAGAAAUUGUAACUUUG
This is a messenger RNA of Amphiprion ocellaris (clown anemonefish), 1237 nucleotides long. It is a transcript of the gene vma21, whose product is annotated as vacuolar ATPase assembly factor VMA21. Gene Ontology annotation, biological process: vacuolar proton-transporting V-type ATPase complex assembly. The coding region runs from base 122 to 433 and encodes 103 amino acids. The record is from RefSeq and is a predicted model, not a curated record. Gene Ontology annotation, cellular component: endoplasmic reticulum membrane. The transcript has 3 exons. Lineage: Eukaryota; Metazoa; Chordata; Actinopteri; Pomacentridae.